This is a messenger RNA of Ctenopharyngodon idella (grass carp), 2116 nucleotides long. RefSeq names its product transmembrane protein 255B. The record is from RefSeq and is a predicted model, not a curated record. Lineage: Eukaryota; Metazoa; Chordata; Actinopteri; Cypriniformes; Xenocyprididae. The transcript has 10 exons. Bases 263 to 1234 code for a protein of 323 amino acids.
CGAAAAAAAAGUUUUUUGAAUGGAAGCACUCGGGGCAAAUCUCGGCCAGAGUGAAAUAGCCCAAAAAGAUGCGGUACUCCACAGAACGUGAUUGACGCUGAUUGGACUAUAGCCUAUAUCCAGAGGCUCUAAUUUUACGACCUUGAAUUCCCCGGAGGGCGCGGGCACGUGUAUAAAAGCUCGAGCAGUCGCGGUGGCGAGCACAGUCCGGAUUUAUCCCAGUGAGUGAGAUCGUGUGGAUUAUAAACGUUAAUGAGGAGAAAUGACUAACUCACAGGAAACGACCCUGCGCGACACCGCUCCUCCACACACUGCUGCAGAUGCAGUGAGGAUGAGGAGGAGAAAGGCUCAGUGGCUGGUUUCAGGCAUGUUAAGUCUGUCUUUGCUCAUUGUUGUGAUGGGUAUCUACACCAGCACACGCACUGAGAGUGUCAGCAUCACAGGAUACAUGUCUGGGAUUAUCUUGGCGUUUGGAUCAUUCUUGGGAGUUCUUGGACUAUGCCUGGAGGAAAACCGCAAACAGCUGCUGGUUGCAGCCAUUGUGUUCCUGAGUUUUGGUAUCAUUUCCAGCUUCCUGUGUCUUGUGGUUGAUGGUGUUUUCAUCUUACUCAACAUUGAUAUGCGUCCAAUGAAGGCAGGAAGAUGUCAGUUCUACACCAGUGGAAAUAGUUACAUCUAUGAGAACUACUACGCUACAGUUCCCUGUCAAGGACUAACAGAGUCCUGUAAUAUGAAAGUUCGCAGUGGAACGUGUUACUGUUGUGAUUUGUAUGAUUGUGCCAAUGGAGGAUAUCUGAACAAUUACUAUGAGUUUGUUGGUGUGCAGAGCUGUCAGGAGGUCCUUUCUCUGUAUGUUCUCCUCUGGAUCCUAACCACCCUCAACCUGCUGGCCUUCGUGUUUGGAAUCCUUACCACUGCUGUACUGGGAAGUUUCAAAGACAUGAGGAAUGGGGUGGUCGGUUUUGAUGUGUCCAAGUGGGGAGGUUCAUCUCUGUUCUCUUUUGAUGGGGCCAACUGUUCAUCCCCCACUGCACCCCUGCUAACAGACCCUAACACACACACAGGACACCAGCUCUACCCGAGAGCAUCACUUUAUGUUUCUCCAGCAGCACCUGCAGGAUCUAGUGUAUCUCCAGGAGGAUCAUCAGAUGCAUCCCAUGUACAGCCCAACCCUCCUCCCUUCGCCCCCCUCUACAACCUGCUACCCUACAAGACCUCCAGCUUCUCAGCUUAGAACAUCUGGAUCCAAACCAAAAGACAUUUAGACUGAACUCCCCUUAAACACAACAUGACAUCGAAGUGGACUGUUUGCUUUCUGAAUAAAUGUCCUUUGUCUUAUUGUGCAAGAUUCAUCACUGUAUGUUAUUCUCAAGAAAAACAGGUUGUUUUCAUCAGAAUGUCUUUUACAUUCUUCACCUCUGUAACAACUUUUUUUUCUGCUGCAAGCCUGUGUAGAUGGGGAAAAUAAUACUAACUAAUUGUAUUUUUCUACUUGAUCAAACAUGAUCAAACCCUGAAGGAUAAAUGAAGUCCCACUAUUCUAUUUUAGUUGUCAAUUUUAGACAUUUACUGAAGAAAUGCAUUGCUAAUUACAUUUCAUGUUGUCUUUAAGGUGAUAUUAAGAUGCAGAAUUAGAGUCUAGUUCUGACUAUGACUGCAGUAUAUACAGUAAAUACAAUUUUGAUAUAUCAUAUUAUAACAGGGCUAAUUUAAAAACAAUUACACUAAGGACUAAUUACAAUCAGUUGUAGACUGUCUCAGUUUGAACUAACUUCACCACUGACUAACUUUAAUUCUCAUCAAUCUGUUUUAUUCUGUCAUACUUCAAAAUCACGGUCAUUUAUUUCAUCUUCUUGAGAACUUGAGGAUAGAAACAGACCUUCAAAAUUCCAGUCUGGAUGUAUAUGAUGUGUGAAUGUUUCUUUUGAUAAAGGUGAAUUGUUGUUUUUAUCUAAUGUUUUAUGUCUUUUAUACUUAAAAGUGGUACUUUUAUUUUAAUUAUAUAUAUAUAUAUAUAUUGUUUUCAAGUCAGGGCAUUUUCCCCAUGUUUAAGAAGCAGUUCAUAUUUUAUACCAAAGGUUAUGUACUUGGCAGUAAAAUAAAAAACUUUACAUGA